This is a messenger RNA of Rotaria sp. Silwood2, 615 nucleotides long. Lineage: Eukaryota; Metazoa; Rotifera; Eurotatoria; Philodinida; Philodinidae. The record is from the annotation of a GenBank genome assembly.
AUGAAGACAUUCGUCGAUAAUGGUAACCGUACUCGUUGGGAUGAACUUUGUGAGAUUACGAAAAUUGUACUCGAAAUCGGCACUAUAUUCGACUCAAACGGUGUUGAUCUUUUCUUUCUCAACCGAUGUAGCUAUUUCCGAAUCAAAGAUCCCAGAGAAGUUGACCAAGCCUUCUCUAUUAGUCCUAGUGGCUACACGCCACUCGUUACUGCUUUACGAAGUGCGAUUGGAUUGCCAGCAGCUCGAUAUGGCAAUGAUAAAAAGCUACUGAUAUUCGUUGCCACUGACGGAGAACCAACUGACUAUGAAGGUACUCCAAAUCUAUCUGAGUUUGAGCAUGUUAUGGGUAAUGAGCGUAAUCCAGAGACUACUCAUGUGAUGUUUCUACUUUGUACUGAUGAACCAGAUUCCGUCGAACAUUUUACUCAAUGGGAUCAAACAAUGAAGAAUGUUGAUGUAACAGAUGAUUUUCCAACGGAAAGAGAAAAAAUACGCCGUUAUCGUGGACCGGCUUUCCGAUUUUCGCGUGGCGAUUAUGUUGUUAAAGCACUAAUUGGUGCUGUCGAUCCAGAAAUCGAUAAGCUAGAUGAACCCAUUCCAUUAAACAGUAACUAA